Messenger RNA from Pelobates fuscus (common spadefoot toad), 2332 nucleotides. It is a transcript of the gene RMDN3, whose product is annotated as regulator of microtubule dynamics 3. Lineage: Eukaryota; Metazoa; Chordata; Amphibia; Anura; Pelobatidae. Gene Ontology annotation, molecular function: microtubule binding. Bases 242 to 1639 code for a protein of 465 amino acids. The transcript has 13 exons. Gene Ontology annotation, cellular component: cytoplasm; mitochondrion; spindle microtubule. The record is from RefSeq and is a predicted model, not a curated record.
UUGUACCCUGCUGGCAAUGCUUGCUGUUUGUUUAAUUAUACAGUCUGUGUGUCAGUAAUAGUUACUCCCCAAGCUGUCAAAGAACCAUGUGCUGCUGGAGAAACCAAUAGAGAUUCGUGAAGCAUGAUGGGUGAACCUUUGCGUUCCAAGCCUCAUUCUGAACCCGGAACUUAUUCUAUGUGCAUGCUGCACCAGGAGCUGUGGAUUGCACCAGCCAGCCAGGGGUGAGAAAGAAAAUUAAAUGAUGUCUAAACUUCUCCUUACAUACCGGCUUGGAUGUGGCCUGAUAUGUGGAACAGCUGCUGCGGUUGUAAUUUAUUUGGUCUACAGGAGGAGUUCUAAAAAGAAUAACACAUUGCUCUCCAAGCAGGCUGGGUACUGUAUAAAUAAAUCAUCGGACCGCAGCACUAAUCCAUCAACAACACACUCACAAGCUGCGUUGGGAGAGGCGGUUAACAAAGCUGUGACACACGGCGAGCAGUUGGAGUUGCUGAGUCGGUUAGACGAUGUUCUUUCGACCAUUACUGUGUUGAGAGAGGAGGUUGAAACCCUUCGGAACAGCCUCCACGAAUUAGCAGAUGAUAUAGUUGAAGAAGUACGGUCACAAAUAGAGGAAAGCCAGAAGGCAGCUCGACGCCGGCGAUAUCCGUUACACAGAGAGAGGACGGAUUCAACAGGAUCUAGCUCAAUAUACUUCACAACCAGCUCUGGGCCAGCGAACACAGAUAUUGAAAGUGAAGGAGGCUACACUACAGCAAACGCAGAAUCCGAUUAUGACCGUGAGAGUUUUAAGGCCAGCGAGGAAGAAGAUGAAAUAAGCUGUGAAACCAUAAGGACGAUACGCAGGGAUUCGGCUGACCUCACGUCAGAUGACGGAGAUCUUACCCAGACCCUUGACUGUUUUGAAGACAAACUGACACUAUUGGUUCAGAAAGUAGAUCAACUUUACAAUGGAGAUUCGGAGCAGAAAAAAGAUUCAUUCCAAUUGCUCCGCUGUAAUAAAGGAUCGUUCGGGGAGAAUCAAGACUUUCUUUGGCGUCUUGCUCGGGCCUACAGCGACAUGUGUGAGAAUGCAGAAGACCUACAGAAAAAGAGAGCGUACGCUAUGGAGGGGAAAUUGCAAGCUGAACAAGGUCUAGAGUCAGGAAAUGCAAGUGAAGACGGUCGUGCGGAGAAUCACAAAUGGCUUGCCAUCCUUUGUGAACAGCUCGCAGAACACGAAAGUAUCCACUGGCGAAUUCUGUUGGGAUGCCAAUUUAAGGAACAUAUUGAAAAGGCAAUUUCAUUAAACCCCACUGACCCAAGAUGUUAUUAUCUGCUCGGACGCUGGUGCUAUCAAAUCUGUAACCUGGAUCUGUCGGAAAUAGAGACCAUCUCGGGCUUGUUGGAAAAAGUCCCGAAGUCUUCUGUUCAGGAAGCUCUGCAAAACUUUCUGAAGGCUGAAGAAAUGAUGCCUGAUUUUUCAAAGGCGUUAAGAAUAUACAUUGCAAAGUGUUAUAAGGAUUUGGGAAACGAUGCAACUGCUGCACAUUGGUUGAAAACGGCGGCUGAACUCCCUAAUAUUACAAGAGAGGAUCGAGAAAUGUCUGCUUCCAUAGAAGAAAUGUCGAAAACAACUGAGGAAGUCCAACUGCUAUAAUUACAUCAGAAGCAUUUCUUUGGAUUGUAAUGGGAGAUACUACAGAUCUGAUCGAUGGGCAGAUCUGCAGCAUUUAAAUCUGAAUACAAAAGACACAAGUAAACUGCAUGGUCAGUACUUGGGGGUACUACACAUCCUUAUCUUAGAAUUCUAUUUUCCGACCAUUGUAAUGAACUGUGAAAGGCGUGUUAGCCUGAAAGCAUUGUUCUGAGACGCACACAUUCUACAGUUUCUGGAAUAUUCCGGUUUUUAAUUGUUACUUUUUUUGUUACACAAAUAAUUAAGCCACGGUAGUUUAGUUUGAAAUUAAAGGGACUCCUGAAAACAAGGUUUUGUUUGAGCAGUUCUGCCUACUUUUGCUGGUGUAGUCUUGUGAAAGUUUGUUUUUAUAAUCACACUCUUAAUAUAAGGAUAGAAUGCCGCCUAAUUUAACGUUUAGUUUGUCAUGUCAAAUUAUUUUCAUUCUGCUAAAUGUUGUACGGAGAUGUAUCCAUUCCAACCACCAUAACCACUUCAGCCCAUUGUAGUGCUUAUGGUGCCCAGAGUGUUCCUUUAAGAAUGUUUUGACAACUUACCAAUUUGCUGUCGCAAGCUCCCCCAAAGAGGUAUGUUUGCUACGCUGAGCGCAGCCCCACAUGACGGAGCUUCUGACAGCAGAGUGAAUUUGCUUUACCUCCUUUACCAGAACCUGCC